Messenger RNA from Recurvomyces mirabilis, 1674 nucleotides. It is a transcript of the gene GSH2, whose product is annotated as Glutathione synthetase. The record is from RefSeq and is a predicted model, not a curated record. Gene Ontology annotation, biological process: glutathione biosynthetic process. The transcript has 4 exons. Gene Ontology annotation, cellular component: cytosol. The coding region runs from base 1 to 1674 and encodes 557 amino acids. Gene Ontology annotation, molecular function: ATP binding; glutathione synthase activity; glutathione binding. Lineage: Eukaryota; Fungi; Ascomycota; Dothideomycetes; Mycosphaerellales; Teratosphaeriaceae.
AUGAAGAAGCAGCCGUCCACUAGCCGACCUCGGACGACAAUCCGAACUUUUGUCAGCAGAGUCAACAUAUAUCAACAGCCGGAGGAAGACAUCUUGAAGGAUCGCAGCGGACUUGGCUCAACCGAUGCAAUGGCAACUCAGGUCUAUCCAAACUACCCACCGGAUCUGACCCCAGAACAAGAGCAUUACCUCCUCGCAAACCUGAAGGACUGGUCGAUAGCCCAUGGCUUGGCAGUACGACCGACGACAGCAUAUGUACCAACAAAACAAGAUCCUUCAGUAGCACUAGCAACAACCGCGCCCAUUACAUUGUAUCCCAGCCUUUUCCCGCGAAUAUGCUUCGAGCAGGCGCGGUCAGUGGCGAAAGCAUACAAUGAGCUCUACUCCGCAAUUGCUAGUGAUGAGGAGUGGUUGAAGGGGACUGUCGAAGAGCUGCUAGACAUCGAUGACUUCAUUGCCGAGUUAUGGAAGGUGCAUCUCGACGUGAAGAAAGAGGGCUACGCACAACCUCUCAACCUUGGCCUCUUCCGCUCAGACUACAUGGUCCACAUUGAUCCGUCAGAUCCUACAAGCAGACCGACCGUGAAGCAAGUCGAAUUCAACACUAUCGCAUCCUCGUUCGGCGGCCUAUCGACCCAAGUAUCAGCUCUUCACAAGCAUCUACACUCGAUCGAAGCCUAUCCUGACAGCACUUCGUCAGUCAUCGCUGACACCGCACUACCCGAUGCCACCUCCGUGCCCAAGCUAGCCCAUGGAAUGGCAGCAGCUCAUCAAGCCUAUGGUCCAUCGUCUUCCGGUCACCCGACUUGCGUCAUCUUCCUCGUCCAAGAACCCGAACGAAAUGUCUUCGAUCAAAGGCACGUUGAGUACGCUCUGAACAAGAAUCACGGCGUGCGAACGUUCCGUCUACCAUUCCAUCGAGUGCUAAAGGACACCAGAGUCGACUCGGAGCGUAGAUUACUCUAUGCGCCACCACAUAAGCCCGACAAACCUUUCGAAGUAUCCUUGGUCUACUUCCGAGCAGGCUACUCACCAGACGAGUACACAACCCCUGAUCACUGGAAAGGCCGUCUACAAAUCGAACGAAGUGCUGCGAUAAAAUGUCCAAGUGUCUUGACGCAAUUGGCUGGCACGAAAAAAGUGCAACAAGUCCUCGCUACACCACACUCACCUCACCUCGCCAAAUUCCUUCCAGACAAGGAUCAAGCCUCAGAAGUCCUAAAGACUUUCGCUCCCAUCUACCCAAUGGACAAAAGCGAAGCAGGUCUCGAAGCACGAAGCUUCGCUCAAGAUGCAGAAAAGUGCAAACGCUACGUCCUGAAACCUCAGCGCGAAGGCGGAGGCAACAAUAUCUACCGCAGCAAUAUCCCCGGCUUUCUGCAGGAGAUCCCCGAGGAGAAAUGGCCGGCGCAUAUCUUGAUGGAGAUGAUCGAGCCGCCAGCGCAGCAGAAUGUCAUCUUUAGGAAUGGAGAAGUGCAGAGUGGUGGUGUGAUCUGUGAGUUGGGUGUUUAUGGGGCAUGUCUGUGGGAGCAGGGAGACGGUGAUGGGAAGAGGGAGGUUGUGGAGAGCUCUGAGGCGGGAUAUCUGCUCAGAACCAAAGGAUCGGGAAGUGAGGAGGGCGGCGUAGCCGCUGGCUUCGGAUCUGUUGACUCAGCUUGUCUGGUCGAUGUCUAG